GAGAAGAAGGACAAAGGCAUGGGCCCUUUUAAAGCCUGCAAACACAAAUGAGUGCUGCCACUGCACACUUCACACUUCACUUCACUUUUCCUUUUCUUCUUCAUAUUUUUUUUUCUCUUCUCUCUCACUCACUCUAUAUAAUAUAAUCUCUAUCUCAGUAGUAGUAUUAGUAGUAGUAAUGUUUGGUUUUGUCAUAAACAUCAAAAAGGUCUCUCAUUUAUUUCAUCAUCAUCAUCACAAUGAUCAUCAUCUUCAUCUUCUUCUUCAUAAUGUCUAUUGUUUAUUAGUUUUGCCUUUUGAUCUUUCUUUCUGAUAUGAUUUUCUCAGAUGGGUGUCUGUCAUUUUCUUUCAAUGAAUAAACUAUUUAUGAGAUUAUUAUUAUUAUGAAUCUCAUUAUUAUUAUGGGUCCAGCAGACUACUCAAUUUCAGUUUCUUGGGUUUUGUGUUCUUCAUGCAAACAAAAUUAUACAACUUUUUAAUUAUUUAUUUAAUUACAAAAAGAUAUUUAGUAUUUAGAAAGGUGGGGGAUAAUGCAUGAGGGUAUGUUGGCCUUUUACUCAUUCUUUUUUUUUGUUUUUUGAAUUUUUCAAAAAGACCACUUUUUUUUUUUUCUUUCUUGCUUUUGAUUGUGCUCUUUUUCUUUGCGUACAAAGAUAAAUCAAAGCAUAGCUUCUGAACUCUGCUGCAUUUUUUUCUUUUUUACCUAUUUUUGGUACCCAAAAGAAAUCAAAUACAUAUAUUAUAUAUAUACACACAUUUGAUGGUUUUGUCAAUCCAUAGUAUCAAAAACAGAACACUUUAUCUUUUGAAAGUUCGGAAAUUUUCCAAGGUCUGAUUUGGGACAAUCCCAUGAAUCUUCCUUCAUUGAAAAUUCCCAACUCUCCAUCAUCAUUUUUGCCUUGAAAAAAGCUUUUGAAAGGAACAACAACCCUUCACUUCACUACUCUUUGUAAGGGUCAGUUUGAUGGUUAUAGUAGCUUUAGUCAUGGACACAAACACACAAACACAAGGUCAAUAAUGAUACUUCUUGAAAGCUAAGCAGACCAUCGAAAGUGAAGAUCUUGUUUGUGUUGAGUGAGAGGGGUUUGAUAAAAAGCCAUUUGAAACAGCUGGCGACUGCUGCUAUGACAGUGGUUCUGGGCUGAGUUUUUUCGUGAUAUGGAGAAUAAUCAAGCCUUUAACAUAACACAGGAAAUGAUCAUGACAAGCCGAAAUGAUCUUACCGCCAUGAACUCCUCCUUUGUUCUUCAGUCUUAUCUAGAUGAUUUCAGUUAUUCUAACCCCUUGUUCUAUUCCUACAAAAGGAGUUUUAGUAGAGAUGAGGCCUCCUCGCUCGGCGGGGUUGGCAGUAGUUCUAGUGCCAUGUGUAAUAGCACUGAGUUACAAGAGGAAGCUGCUAAAUUCAUGGCUGCAAAGGCUGCUGCUGCUGCUGCAGGCCAUGGCCUUCAAGAAAACCUCAACAACUUGGCCAUUUCGGUUCCUCAAAUGUACUCAUCAGAUGAUGUUUUAUCUGGUUUUGUUUCGAAUGAAAACAACAACAACAACUCUUAUGUCACUUAUAAUCAUCAGUGGGGUGAUGUAGAGCUUGUUGGGAAGACUUCAGAAUUUCAUCAAACGUUUGAUCCAAAUGUAUGGAAUAGUAAUAAUAAUCAUAAUGGUUCUUCCGAUUUCAGUAAUGAACUCUCUCUAUCUCUGGCCACAUCUCAGCCCUCUGUCAUCACAGGGAUGGCUACUACAAUUCCAGGCCAAUGCUCGGACAUGUCUCGCUCUGCCGCUCUGCCUGCUCGCAACACCGAAACAGUGCUUGUAUCCGAGCAAACUUCUUGCAACAACAACAAAGUUAUUUCGCCGAGUUUUGGUUCUUAUAGGCCCCUGCAACUCUCCCAAGUGAUAUUAGGAUCGAGAUAUCUGUCUGCAGCUCAAGAAAUUCUUGCUCACUUUGCAAGCUUUUCGCUCGAAAACAUCGGUCAUGAUCAUUCAAGUAGUAGCUACUUGAUGAACUCUUGCUCGUUAUCAACAAUGUCGCCAAUGGAUUCAACCUCUGAUGGUGGUAGGCUUGAAGGAGAAACUGAAUCUGAAUCGCACCGACGACAGUUGGAAACAAAGAGAGCCAAGUUGUUGUCUUUGCUACAAUUGGUUGAUGACCGCUACAACCAGUGCUUGGACGAGAUUCACACGGUGGUAUCAGCCUUCCACGCAGCAACCGAGCUAGACCCUCAAAUACACGCUCGUUUCGCUCUCCAAACAAUCUCUGUAUUGUACAAAGGUUUGAGAGAAAGGAUCAGCAAGCAUUGCCUGGCCAUGGGAGCCACGAGCUUCGAUCAGCUUGGGAGGGAAAGCAGUGGCAGUGACAAGUCCUUCGAAACCUCUUUCAUACAGAAACAAUGGGCUCUUCAACAGCUGAAGAAGAAGGACCAGUUAUGGAGACCCCAAAGAGGGUUGCCUGAGAGAUCUGUGUCUGUUCUUAGAGCUUGGAUGUUUCAGAACUUUCUUCAUCCGUAUCCCAAAGAUGCAGAGAAGCAUUUGCUUGCUGUAAAGAGUGGGUUGACAAGAAACCAAGUAUCAAACUGGUUUAUAAACGCCAGAGUUAGGCUAUGGAAGCCAAUGAUAGAAGAAAUGUAUGCAGAGCUGAACAGAAGAAAGGAAAACAACAACCAAAGAAUUAGUAUCAACGACAACAACAACAACAACAUUAAUCAAAUUCAAAGAUACAAUUAAUUAAAUCUCAAUUAAUGAAAAACCCUAAAUUUUAAGUUAGCCAGAAGGUACACACCAAAAUGGGAAAAUUUUUAUUUUGUUAUUUUUUUAUUAUAUAUAAUUAUUAAUUAGGAGGUUCAUGUAUUAUAUUCAUUAUUAUCGAGUCAACAAAACUUGUCCAAUCUCAAUUAGUGUAUGUUUUAAGUCUUUUUUACAAUUUCUUUUAAGUGUAAAUUGUUUUUCUUUGAAUGAAGUAUAAUAUC
This is a messenger RNA of Humulus lupulus (European hop), 2960 nucleotides long. RefSeq names its product homeobox protein ATH1-like. Lineage: Eukaryota; Viridiplantae; Streptophyta; Magnoliopsida; Rosales; Cannabaceae. Bases 1159 to 2718 code for a protein of 519 amino acids. Gene Ontology annotation, biological process: regulation of transcription by RNA polymerase II. Gene Ontology annotation, molecular function: DNA-binding transcription factor activity, RNA polymerase II-specific; RNA polymerase II cis-regulatory region sequence-specific DNA binding. The transcript has 5 exons. The record is from RefSeq and is a predicted model, not a curated record.